CUGUUGCUCUAGCCCACUCGUGGGGACUUGUGGUGAAGCGUGGGUAAUAAGUUUUAUAAAUAUAUGUAAUCUAAUUUCAGGCAAUUGUCUCAUCUUUCCCUCAGGGAACAGCCCCUCUCCUCAGCCUAGGAAUAUUGCAUUCCACCUGUGACAAAUUACUAAAGGUGAGAAAUCCACCCAUCGUCUCAUCAAGCCUGUACAUCUUAACUUGGAGCGCCAGUUAAGUUCCCCACCUCCACCCUUUGGAGGGACAAAUUGGCUGCUGAAAAGGGAGGUGUGUCAGUGCUGGCUCUCCCUCUCCAAGUAACGAUUGAGCAAGGAUUGAAAAUGGAGGAAAUGGAGCUUGCAGACCCUGGGCCAAGGAACGGUGCGGAAAACAGCCUUUGUGCCGUCCGUGUGGGGAGUUGCGGGGAUUUCAAGGAAAUAACAAUUUUGGAUGAGAUGAAGCACGAACCUCCUAAGCAGCUACAGGAGUUUCUCGAAAGGGUCGAGUUGCCCUGUUCAGAAUGGAGGUGCCCACAAUUGCCGGUGACUGCACCAGCCGAUACCAAGGCUUUCCUGUCCACCUCUGAAGCAGCAGCCCACGCCAUUGAGGAGCCUGGAGCUGCGGGGGGGUUAUCCCAGUUCCUGCCAGGCCUUGGCAAAGAUGCCAAACGGUCAGACAAAGCCGAGGCAAAUGGCAUGAGGGUGAAAGAGGAAGACCUGGAGGAGGGGGACUCCGCCAUCUUGGACGCAGAGGCGAAGCGGCGACACUUCAGGCGGUUCGACUACCGGGAGGUUGGUGGCCCCCGAGAGGCCUGCGGGCAGCUCUGGCAGCUUUGCCGCCAGUGGCUGGAGCCAGAAAGGCACACGAAGGAGCAGAUCUUGGAGCUGGUGAUUCUGGAGCAGUUUCUGUCUAUCCUGCCCCAAGAACUCCAGAAAUGGGUGGGUGAUAGUUCGCCACAAACCUGUUCCCAGGCCGUGUCCCUGGCAGAGGAUUUCCUGAGGCGGCGGCAGGACGUUCAGGGGCCAGGGCCAUUCCAGGUGGCAGCUGUACAUUGCGCAGAGGCAGAGAGUGAUGCUCCAUCUGGUGCCUGGCAGAGACCACCUUGCAGAGAACUCAGCCAGAAGGUUGAUGUUGAUGCCAGCUCCCCAGGAGAAGAUAGGAAUUGUCACGCAGAGGAGCAAAACCACAUUGAGGAUAAAGAACCACGUCACAAGUUGCCAGGAGGAGGCCAAAGAAAUGUUUCCUGCGGCCUCGAUCAGGAAGCAGCAUUUGCGCAACGGCAAGGAAGAUGCUCGGAGGAGGCAGAGGGCAGUCGCCUUCGUGGCGGACAGCCAGAGCACGAAAUCUCCCAGCCAGAAGGGAAGCGAUGCACGUGCUCUUUCUGCGGGAAAAGCUUCAGCCAGAGGUCGACCCUCACCAUCCACGAAAGGAGCCACACAGGGGAGAAGCCCUACGAGUGCCCGGCUUGUGGGAAGGGCUUCAGCCACCGCUCAAACCUCAUCACCCACAGAACGGUCCACACGGGAGGCAGGCCGUACGGAUGCCCCGACUGUGGGGACGCCUUCCGGCACAGGUCACACCUCAUCGCGCACAAGAGGACCCACACGGGCGAGAGGCCCCACAAGUGCUCCGACUGCGGGAAGAGCUUCGGCCAGAGGUCGACGCUCACGGUGCACGAGCGGACGCACACGGGGGAGAAGCCGUACCGGUGCGCCGACUGCGGGAAGAGCUUCAGCCAGAGGUCCAUCUUGAUUGCGCACGCGAGGACCCACACAGGAGAGAGCCCCUUCAAGUGCUUGGCCUGCGGGAAGGGCUUCAAGCAGGUCUCGGCGCUGACGGCGCACAACCGCAGCCACACCGGGGAGAGGCCGUACCGCUGCUCGGACUGCGGGAAAAGCUUCGCGCGCAGCUCGCUGCUUGCCAAGCACAGGAGGACGCACACGGGAGAGAAGCCCUACGCCUGCGCGCACUGUGGGAAAUGCUUCCAUCAGCGGUCGCAGCUGGUUAGCCAUGAGAGGACCCAUGCCAGCGCUUAAGAGCACGGAGGAUGUGU
Molecule: messenger RNA, 2039 nt
Organism: Lacerta agilis (Sand lizard)
Lineage: Eukaryota; Metazoa; Chordata; Lepidosauria; Squamata; Lacertidae
Product: zinc finger and SCAN domain-containing protein 2-like
Exons: 3
Coding region: 328-2022 (564 amino acids)
Biological process (GO): regulation of transcription by RNA polymerase II
Molecular function (GO): DNA-binding transcription factor activity, RNA polymerase II-specific; RNA polymerase II cis-regulatory region sequence-specific DNA binding
Source: RefSeq, a predicted model, not a curated record